AUGGCGGGUAGAAAUCUUGAAGCUGCAUUGAUUAUCUUCUUGCUCGUGACCCUGCCGUUGCGUGGUGAGAGUUCCAGAGUACCCCUGCUGCGCAGCCAGAUGAAGAUUAAUAAUCAGGCUGAACGUCGAGAGGGGAGGUUGGAGUUGCUGAGGAAAGAACUGUGGGGAACUUGGAGGAACAGGGUCAUGGCGGGAGAGGAUUACAAGAGAAUGGUACCCGGUGGUCCCGAUCCGCAGCAUCACUCGUCCCCCGAGGCGGCACACUAA
Messenger RNA from Spirodela intermedia, 267 nucleotides. Lineage: Eukaryota; Viridiplantae; Streptophyta; Magnoliopsida; Alismatales; Araceae. The record is from the annotation of a GenBank genome assembly.